AUGAAAUGCUAAAUCAUAAUUGUUGUAAAUUCAACAGAAAAAAGUAAUUCAAAAGUAAAUCAUUCUUCAAUUAAUGAGCUCAAUCUAAAUUUGAAAAAUGAAAAUAAUAAAUUCCAUUUUUAUUCAGAUAUUCUUUUCCUAUAAAACUAAUUCAAAUUAAAUGUUUUUUUGAAUCCUUAUAUUAAUCAGACUUAUUAAAUUAGUAAUACUCCAUUAUUUUUUUUUGAAUUUGAUAAAUUAUUCUGUUAAUAUGAUCAAUCAAAAAAUGCUAUAUUAUUUUAUAGAUAUUAUCAAUUAAACAGUUUUAUAAAACCUAAAUAGAAGUAUCUCUACCUAAUUCACCGCAAAGAUUUGUUUAAAAAUGAUACUUUAUUCAAGUGUUUAAGAGUAAUUUAUGAAAAUAACACAUUAGAAGUAAAAUCCUAAUUAGUUGAGUAGAUAACAGUAUAACAUAAUUGUUAAAGUAAAUUCUAAUAAAAAAUCUGGAAGUCAGAAGCACUAUUUUUAUUCCAAAAUAGUUCAUUCGAUAUAUAUAAUAGUGAGGGUAGCAUAAGUGUAAGUAUAAAAAAUAAUCAAAAAUUUUUGAAUUCUUGUUUAUCAAAGCUUCAAUCAUUUUAUUUUAAAGAUAAGAUUGAGUUGAGAUAAAUAAAUAUUCCUUAUUACAUAAGUUUUCAAAAAGAUUCUCAUUUUUAUAUUUACAAUUGUAAGCAAAAUAAAAUAAUUAUUUCAAUCAAUAGAGAUAAAUUUGAAGUACUUGAAUCUUAAGGGGACUAUUAUAUAAUAAACAAAAACAAUACCAAUCAUUUGAGAGUAAUAUAAUUUAAAGACGAGUAAUUACUCUAAUUAAAAAUAAAGUUUGAAGAAGCAAUUAUAAAUUCUUAACAAAUUUCAUAAAGUGUAAUUCUAUACAUGAAUAAUUCAAAUUUACCUCCUUUAAUAUAUUAAAAUUUUUAAUUAGAUUAAGAUGGAAAAUAUCUUUCGAAGAGUCUUUAUUAAUCAGAACCUAUUCUAUUUUAUUAAGAAAUGGGAUAUUAAAAGUUUAUAUAGUAUAAAAAUUUUAUAGCUGUUGAAAAUAAAGGAAAUAUUAGAUGUUUUAAAUUUUAAGUGGGAUUAAUUAUUUCGAUUUCAACUUUAACAAUCGCAAAUAAAGACUAUUCAAUAAUAGCAAUACAAAAUUUCACAAGAUCACUUAUCCUUAUUUAUUGUAAUGAUUAUGAAUUACAUUAAAUUUUUAAUUAUAGUUUUUCUGAUUAUGUAUUUUCAUAUCCAUUUAAGUACAUAAGAAACCCUUCUCAUUUAGCUAUUUUAAUGAAGUAAAACAAGGAAUUAUAUAUAGCUAUUUUUAAAUAUAAUAUAUCUUCAUUGUAAUUUUAAGAAAUUAUUGAAACUGAUGAUUCCUUUUUUACUUUUUAUUAAAGUGAUCUAUUGUAUUAUUGGAAUAAAGAAUGGAGAUAUUUACUUUUAAAUCAAAUUUUGAUAGAAGUAGAAAUAAAUCAUAAUUUUUUAAAUAAUAUAUCAUUACUCUAUUAGAAAGAUUUAUAUCCAAAUAAAUAAUAAGAGAGAAGUAUUUAACUGAUAUUGUAGAUUUAAAACAAUUGUUAAAAGAUAUAUCCUCUUAAGAAUUUAUUUAAUUUUGAAAUUAAAUAGAAUUAAACAUUAAAAUUAUAAAUAUCAGAUAUUUUUUAUGGACCAAUUAAUAAUUUGACAAUUAUAACUAAUUCCUCCAUCUUUUUUAAUGGACCUUUUCAAUUGAAAUAAAAAGUUUAACUUUGUAGUUUAAAUGAAUCUAAUUUUUGUAUCAAAUAACUUGAGAUUGAAAGUAAAGUAUAAAGAUUAAUAUUUUCAACAAUUAUUACGGAAAAUUAAGUUUUUGAAAUUAUCGAUACUUUUUCAAAUAUCAAAAUUAUUUCCUUUCUGUUGAUAAAAUAGGAUUAUUAUCUUUUAUUUUUACAAUCAGAAACCAAUUUAAAAAUUCAAUUAAUUUAAUGUUCUGAACUAAUAGAUUAAAAUUGUUAUGUAAUAACAGAUCUUAAUGAAAAAUUUCAAAUACAACCUAUUACUGCAGAUGUAUUGAGAACAGGAAAUCUAAUAAAGCUAAAAAAUUAAUUUAACCAGUCUUUUAUUUAUUUUGAAGAAAUCAAAUUUAUUUUAGUAUAAUUACCUGAAAUUGUCGUGGAUGUCAUUUAUAUUGAAGAAACACAGGAUCAAUAUUUAAUAAUAUAAUAAAUCAAAUAAAAUUCAAGUAAUUUAGAAUUAAUGAUUUAUUCGAUCUAUUUAAAUAAGAAAAGUAUAGUAUAUUCCUUAUCCAUUCCUAAAUAACUUUAUAUAAAAUUGAUUAAUGAUCAAUAAUUAAAAUUUUAAGAAUUAAAAUUAACCUCAUGUAUUUAAAUUGGAGGUUUAACAAAAAUUAAAUUAUUCAUUAUUACUUAAUAUUAUUCUUAUUUGUUUUAAUUAAUAUUAGAUCAGUAGAAGAAUUAAGUUUAAUUUGAAUUGUAAAAGUCAGUUAGAAAUUGUGAUUCUUAAAACUGCAAAAAUAAAAUAUUCACAAUAAACUAUUUUGAUGACAAUAUUUUGAUUUUAAAAGAAAUUAAUAACAAUCAUUUUUUAUUUUAUGAUUUGAGAAAACACAGAAACUUUUAUGAUUAUUUUCAUAAAUCAAUAAAUUAGAUAAAAAUAAAAAGAAUAAAUACUACGCAUUUCAUUUUCUUCGAAAAUUUCUUUAUCCAUUAAGGAACAAUAGGAUAUGAGAUAGAAUAAUUAGAUAGUUCAGAAAUUAAUUAUAAUUUUGAACUACAUGCAUAAAAUGAAAUAUCAAAUGAAAAAGCUUUAUUUUAGAUACAAAUAAUUUAAUAAAAAUAUUAGUUUACAAAUACUUUAAUCCUAAUAUUAUUAUCAUGCUUUAUUUUCAUAAUUAUUUAUCUAAGAAAUUAGAAACAAAGGACUUACAAAUAAUUAAAAAUAAGAAGCACUCUUUAAGUAAGCUAAAUUAUAGAUAUCUGA
This is a messenger RNA of Paramecium pentaurelia, 3000 nucleotides long. The record is from the annotation of a GenBank genome assembly. Lineage: Eukaryota; Ciliophora; Oligohymenophorea; Peniculida; Parameciidae.